Molecule: messenger RNA, 1804 nt
Organism: Colletotrichum scovillei
Lineage: Eukaryota; Fungi; Ascomycota; Sordariomycetes; Glomerellales; Glomerellaceae
Product: GTP-binding nuclear protein gsp1 ran
Exons: 5
Coding region: 291-935 (214 amino acids)
Biological process (GO): ribosomal subunit export from nucleus; protein import into nucleus
Cellular component (GO): cytoplasm; nucleus
Molecular function (GO): GTP binding; GTPase activity
Source: RefSeq, a predicted model, not a curated record
CGGCUUCCUUGCAAGCUCCCCCGCCAUCCUCAAAAACAUAACCCCCCCUAAAGUCGAUCAGUCGGUGACGAUUUCCACACGUCGAAAAGUUUACAGCCCACUACUCAUCCCUCUCUCCGGUACGAUAUCAUCUACUCCGCGCCCUUGCCGACGCUGGUUUUCGCCUUCACGUCGACAAAUCUCCCCAUCUGUUUGCCUUCUUUCGCUUUGCGCCAGCUGCUAACCUCGCGACCAGCCCCGCUUGUUUACAAUUAACUCGCACCGAACCGAUUCCUUCACCGAUAGCAAACAUGGCCGAAACUCCUACCUUCAAGCUCGUCCUUGUCGGUGAUGGCGGUACCGGAAAGACCACCUUCGUCAAGCGUCACUUGACUGGUGAGUUCGAGAAGAAGUACAUGGCCACUCUUGGUGUCGAAGUCCACCCUCUGGGUUUCAGCACGAACUUUGGUCAGAUUCAGUUCGAUGUUUGGGAUACCGCCGGCCAGGAGAAGUUCGGCGGUCUCCGUGAUGGUUACUACAUCAACGGACAGUGCGGUAUCAUCAUGUUCGAUGUCACCUCCCGUAUCACCUACAAGAACGUCCCCAACUGGCACCGCGAUCUCGUUCGUGUUUGCGAGAACAUCCCCAUCGUUCUCUGCGGUAACAAGGUCGACGUGAAGGAGCGCAAGGUCAAGGCCAAGACUAUUACCUUCCACCGCAAGAAGAACCUCCAGUACUACGAUAUCUCUGCCAAGUCCAACUACAACUUCGAGAAGCCUUUCCUCUGGCUUGCACGCAAGCUUGUCGGCAACCCCGCUUUGGAAUUCGUUGCUGCACCGGCUCUCGCUCCCCCCACCGCUCAGGUCGACGAGAAGCUCCUCGAGCAGUACCGCAAGGAGAUGGAUGAGGCCGCCAACAUGCCUCUGCCCGGUGAACUUUCGGACGAAGACUUGUAAAGAUAGAGACGCGGCAUGGACAUGAUCCCAACGCGGUGGAACGGUUGAAAGGACGUCGUGAACCGAAAUUCUCUGGCGCAGACCGGCAAUAGCUGGUCACGGUCAUUAUGGUAGAAGACGGCACGGCCGGUUCGUAUGGUAGACUCGGAGCUGGAUGGAGGGUUUUACACUUGCUGCGAGACGACCAGCAUACUUUGAGUAGUUUGACGCCUUACAAGAUGAACACUGAGUCCUUACAUUUCCACCAAGGUGUCUCGGGUUCCGCUCGUCCACUUCUCUACUAUGCGUGUCCGUACCUCGACAGACAGCGCAAUGCAUUUAAUUAGAUAGCAAUUCAAUGGUUAGCUAGGCAUGAAUGGGGAGACAGACAGACAUACAGACAAGGAGAGAGAGGAAAGAGCGCAAAAGCAGGUAGAGAAACGGUCAUGAACAUGGUCUCGUCAGGACCACAACAUGCAACUCAACCACGCUACGUCACAUCAUAUUCUGAAUGAGAGAUAAUAAGUGGGUUCCAGAUAUCUCGAAAGGUGCAUAAGUAGCACUAAAGUAAGUAGUCCCUUAGACGAUAAUGUGACGGACCCUGUUUGCGAGCGAGACCGAAUGAAGUACUAUGGUAAACCAAAAGCGCGUUCAAAGAAGCGAACAGUGGGUAUGCACCGGCCUUGACAGAGUACUCCGUAUCGUGUACAUCCAGAGGUGGUUGGAGACCAUCAGAGGAGACGGCCCCGGACCCUUGAAAAGACAUACCGAAAGUUGGGGCAAAAAUAGUGCUUGCGGCCACGAUACAGGCCCAUUUGUGCAAACGAUCAAACUCCUCUCAAUUCAAGUUUCAGCUGCUAAGUUAUUUCGUACACCUACCUGCCUUACGA